AGCGGUGGGGCCAGCUUGCACACAUGGCUCCGGAGGCUCCGGUUGCCCAUCCGAGCCGCUGCCAGGCUCUAAAGUUCCCAACUGACCACACCAGUAACUAAAUAUAGGAGCAGAUGGUGGGGACGGGCUGUCGCAGCGGCUCCUUUGCAGAGGUCUCCGGACUGCAGAUAAGGCUCAGGCCCUUUUGUGAGCAGCAGACCAGCCUGGGGGCUGGCAGCAGGACACCUGUGUCUGCAUGCUGAAGAAGAUGGGUGAGGCCGUGGCCAGAGUAGCAAGGAAGGUCAACGAGACGGUGGAGAGCGGCUCUGAUACUCUGGACCUGGCCGAGUGCAAGCUGGUCUCCUUUCCCACUGGCAUCUACAAGGUCCUGCGGAAUGUCUCUGGCCAGAUCCACCUCAUCACCCUGGCUAACAACGAGCUCAAGUCCCUCACCAGCAAGUUCAUGACCACGUUCAGUCAGCUCCAAGAGCUCCGCCUGGAGGGAAACUUCCUGCACCGCCUCCCCAGCGAGGUCAGUGCCCUGCAGCACCUCAAGGCCAUUGACCUGUCCCGGAACCAGUUCCAGGACUUCCCUGAGCCACUCACUGCCCUGCCGGUGCUGGAGACCAUCAACCUGGAGGAGAACGAGAUCGUAGAUGUGCCCGUGGAGAAGCUGGCCGCCAUGCCAGCCUUGCGCAGCAUCAACCUCCGCUUCAACCCACUCAAUGCCGAGGUGCGCGUGAUCGCCCCGCCGCUCAUCAAGUUUGACAUGCUCAUGUCUCCGGAGGGCGCAAGAGGCCCCCUACCUUAGGCCACCCUCCUCAUGCCCACCCAGCAAGGGACAGAGGCCACUGGCCUGUCACCCUGGAAGGGAGGGAGGCCCAUGGGAGGCCAGGCUUGCGGGCUGGGGGUGGGUGGGCCGACCAGCAAGUGGUGGGUGGGGUGCAGCCGGUCUGGAUAGAUAGCUUACAACAGUAGCGGGCUCUAGAAUGCCCAAGGGAAGAGGCAAGGUGGCGCCUGCCACCUGGACUCUGGGCACUUACAGCUGCUAUGCAAGCUCAGGCAGGUCUCCUGCCUUCUCUGAGCCUUGUCACUUGAAAAAAGGGACCUUGGAAAAGAUCCCUACAAAAAGGCAGGGACCCUUUACCUCCUUUGGGCUCCCUGGAGGUUUUUAAGCAGUAUGUGCCUCCAGGUUACCUCCAGAUCAGCAGGCACAGGUGGGCAUUGCUGGGUAUUUUCUGGACCCCUGCGGGUUUGAGGCCUUGUUUUUAGUGCUGAGUGCCAGUUGCUGUCCUGAGAAGAGAAGACAACCCCCAUCUAUUUAUUGCUUCCUGAGAACUGACCUGGAUGCGGCCCUCUGCAGGGCCCGGUCUUCACCCCUGUGGUCCCUGGACUGGCAGGAGCCUCCGCUAGGAGUCUUGCAAGAGCUGUGGUGGGAAUCUGGCCUGGCACUGCUGUGGGGCAAGAACAUUCAUGUAGGAGCCCGAGGACCAGCAGGCUGGGAAUGAGGAGCAAGUCACGUCAGCUCUGUCCUUCCUGACAGUUAACAAAUUGGCGGGGUGACAAGUCCUGAGUGCUCUGUCCCUCUGUAGUGUCAUCCCUGAGCUGUGGGAGAGGUGGCCCAGAACGGCAGAGCCAUUUGUACCUGUGGCUCUGGUCUGAAGUGAUCAGAUGGCCACCCUCACCACAGUCCCAUCCAGCAGCAGCCUGGCUGCCUUGUCAGGGCCCCUGGGGGCAAACAAGGUGUGAAUCGCCGAAUUUGUAGCCAGCCAGUUCCCAGGCCAACACCCAAACCCCUGAUGACCUAGUCCUUUUAAGGACUCAACCUGGCAUCUUAGGGUAUGAUGAGGCAACAGGGUGACCAGCUGUCCUGGUUUCCCAGGACGUGGAACUUUCAGUGCUAACACUGGGACAGUACCCGGCAAGUGGGAAUGGCUGGUCCCCUACCAGGAGAAGGCCUGGGGCUUUUUCUUCCUGAGAACACCUGUGGCUUGAAGACUGCUUGGUCCUCAAGCAUCUACGUCUCAUUUCUCUCAUGUGUGGAGCAAGCUGACUCAGUGCCCCAGACCCCACCUGAUCUGCACCUUUGUUUGAAUCUCUGGAGGCACCUGAGGCCCCUGGGCUUGAGACAAAACCAGGCCACCCAAAUCCUGCAUUCUGUGGAUGAGUGGCCACUUUAGCACUCCUAGGGCUAAGAUGUUAGGAGCUCAGAUCACUGCUCAGAGCAGUAAUCCCUGCUGAGAAAGCUCCCAGUUCUCCUGUCCCUGCCCAGGUCUCCUGUCUCUUGGUAAGGAGCUGACAGGUUGGGCCUGUUGGGCCAUCACUGAGCUCUCAGUAUCUCAAGAAACUAUUCGUUCUGCUCAUAUCACAACGCCUGGUUGGUCAAACUCUGGGCAAAGGGUUUUCAGGAUGAGGAGGUUAAGACAGGUCUUCAGAGCUACCGAGUUCAUCUGUGGGUGUUGGGGGCAAGUUGGGGCUGAAGUCCUGUUCAGGCUGUGCUGGCCCCACCUGCCUUGUGACCUGGACAGGGUUUCUCCCUGUUGAAGAAGAGGCAUGCUUCUCUGAUAUGCACAAAGGCAGUGUAUGACUGUGUUAGGUCUACGCAAGAGCACCCCUGGAGCUCCUAGUGUAUCAGCACCAGGCAGGCACUGCUUAUGUGGUUUUGUUUUGGGUUUUUUGGUGUUGGGGUUUUUUUUGACAUGGAG
Molecule: messenger RNA, 2684 nt
Organism: Saimiri boliviensis boliviensis (Bolivian squirrel monkey)
Lineage: Eukaryota; Metazoa; Chordata; Mammalia; Primates; Cebidae
Gene: LRRC20
Product: leucine rich repeat containing 20
Cellular component (GO): cytoplasm
Molecular function (GO): protein binding
Source: RefSeq, a predicted model, not a curated record